This is a messenger RNA of Cladophialophora yegresii CBS 114405, 2652 nucleotides long. RefSeq lists its product as uncharacterized. Lineage: Eukaryota; Fungi; Ascomycota; Eurotiomycetes; Chaetothyriales; Herpotrichiellaceae. The record is from RefSeq and is a predicted model, not a curated record. Gene Ontology annotation, molecular function: fatty acid elongase activity. The transcript has 2 exons. Gene Ontology annotation, biological process: very long-chain fatty acid biosynthetic process; fatty acid elongation, polyunsaturated fatty acid; sphingolipid biosynthetic process. The coding region runs from base 1 to 2652 and encodes 883 amino acids. Gene Ontology annotation, cellular component: endoplasmic reticulum membrane.
AUGUCGGUCUCAAGCCUGGUCGACUGGCUAGGUCUGAGCGAAACCUCACCUCAAGUCAAGCUCAACACCCUACCACUGUCAUAUUUCAAGUUUCCACCCACUCCAGAACCGACUACAGUACCACCUCCACCAGCAGCUUACAAUGAGCCUACCCUUGCGCACCCAUUCACUGUACCCACCGAUGUCUACAACGACCUCCUCAAGCCGCAAGUCCCCAUCACGGUCGCCUUGGUGUACAUGUCAUUGGUUUCGGUCCUGAACCAGGUCAAUGCCAAUCGCGGGAACAAACCGUGGGCAAUCAGCAGAACACGCAUUUUUAAGUUGCUGGUCAUCUUCCACAAUACUUUCUUGGCGGCAUAUUCAGCAUGGACGUGUGUGGGCAUGGCUAAUGCCUUGCACCGGUCGCUACCAGCCUUGAACGAAGAUUGGAGUGUUUCAACAUCAUUGGACGCGCUGUGCAAGCUACACGGGCCUCGAGGAGCUGGAAAUGCGGCGACAUACAAUGCGACCACCAGCGCAUGGACAAUGACAAACCGCCUAUUUCACCUGGCUGCGGACGGCCUCGGUCCUGAGACUACCGAUGCCGGGCGGAUCUGGAACGAGGGAUUAGCAUUCUACGGCUGGUUCUUUUACCUGUCCAAGUUUUACGAGAUUGUGGACACAUUGAUCAUCCUGGCCAAGGGCAGGAAGAGCAGCCUCUUGCAGACCUACCAUCAUGCUGGUGCCAUGCUGUGCAUGUGGGCUGGUAUUAGGUACAUGUCUCCGCCCAUCUGGAUGUUCGUUCUGGUCAACUCGGGCAUCCACGCAGUCAUGUACACAUUUUAUCUUCUGUCGGCGCUCGGAAUCAAAGUCCCCAAGUGGUUCAAACAGACUUUGACGACCCUCCAAAUUUCGCAGUUCGUUGUCGGAGCGACCUUCGCCUUCCUACAUAUCUUCCUUGUGUAUCAGAUCCCAGUCAAAGUGCCCUACCUUUACCACCUCGGCGGAGUCGCCUCAAAGGUCGUCUCGGAAGCUCCAACCGAGGUCACCUCCAGCGUCGCUUCGGCAAUUUCCACAGCUGCGAACUAUGGCGCUUGGCUGAAGAAGGCCGUCCUCCGAGGCGCAGGCUACGAGGGUCUUGCGGAAAACGUCUUGAACGAGCAAGGCAAACCGUUUGGAGUGGACGCUGUUCAUAUCGUAGAGGACGCGGUUAGAAGAGAAGAGACACGCUACAGAGACGAACUCCGAUGGGUUCAUUGCCUUGACACUAGUGGGCAAGUCUUCGCCAUCCUGCUGAACUGCGUGUACCUCCUGCCGCUUACGUGGCUCUUCCUGCAAUUUUUCAUCCAGGCAUACAUUAACCAAGUCGAGCGGAGACGGAGUCGAUCCGCGAGCGAUGCUGCCGUGGCCGCUCGAAACAGCUUCAUCGACGCUUCCAAGGGUGUAUCCAGGCGUCUGAGUCAAGCGGUUCAAGAGAUGCACAAUGUAUCUGAGGACAUUGGCGAUGACACUGUCCUUGUGGACGGCGAUGAAAUCAGGAGAGAAAUGAGAGAGGCUGCCGAACAAGCCAAGAAUGCAAUCAAGCGAGGAGAAAACAAUGUGAAAUCGUCAGUCAAGAACAGCGGCAUCAGUCCUGAGGCCGUAAAGCAAGAGUUCAACCGUGAUGUGGAAUCAGCCAGGAAGACUCUGCAGGAUACAGCCGACAGAGUGAAGAAUGCAGCUGCCAAGGCUGGAGAUGCGGAGAAUAGAGAGAAGAUCAACGCGAAGGCACAAUCCUUGAAAGAUAGCGCCGCCGAUGCCGUGGGGAAGGCUGUGGACAGCAUCAAGUCCGUGGCCGGAAGUGUGCAUGAGCAAGCCGAGCCCGCUGUUAACUAUGCUUCAGAGAAAGCAGGCGAAUUGAAAGACCAGGCUGAGCCCACUGUCAAUGCGGCAGCUGACAAGGCCGCCGAACUGAAGGAUCGGGCCACUGAGACAGCCAAGAGCACUGCAGGUGAAGCAAAAUCAUCCAUACCAGGGUCCGUCGAUGAAGCAAAGGAGUCAGCACAGCAGGCAAGUGCGUCGGCAAAGCAAACUGCCAAAAACGCCGCAGAUCAAGCCAAAGAAACAGCAUCGAGGACGGCCGAUGAAGCAAAUGAGCCAGCCCAGAAAGCAGGCCACGCAGCGAGAGAGACCGCCCAGGCCGCCGAGGAAUCAGCAGAAGCUACCGUCGAAUCAGCCUCCAGCAAAGCAAAAGACCUCUCCAAGAAGAUCCAGGACAGUCUAGAGCAGGGCGCCUCGUCCGGAAAGGGGGAAGCAUCCGAGGUAAACAAAUUCACAUCACAGAACCAAGAAUCAAGUAUGACGUCGGAAACGAAGACCCCAAACGGAAAUGGCACAGGCGCCGACGAGGUGCCUGGGCCGAGUCAGAGCGAGGUGAAGACGGAUGAGAGUGAACAGACGAAGGUGGAGAAGAAAGAAGAAGAUGAGAUCAUCGACGACAGUCAGGUUGUGAGGGAUGAGGACGUCGAUACCAAGACUAAAUCUAAUGGUGAAGGCAGUGGCAAUGCAGAGGAACCGACAGUGACCUCGGCCCAGGGAGCAGGAUCGGGCGAUAAGCCAAGCUUUGCAGAAAUGUUGAAGAAGGACGAUGAGGGCGAGAACGAGGACGGAGGGGACAAGGCGAAAGAAGGGUGA